AUGGCUAAUCGUCCCAACGUACCCCAAAAUGACCCUUUAAGUCCUAAGGAGGACCAAUCCCAUGAUACUUUUUCAUCGAACACUUCACAGGAACCCUUGUCCCAACCCCUAACUACCACAGUUUCCAGUCCAACCGGUGCUCCACCAUCGUCGGGACGGCAUCCAUUUUAUCGUGGCAUUCGGUGUAGGAGCGGAAAAUGGGUGUCGGAAAUUCGCGAACCACGUAAAACUACGCGCAUAUGGCUCGGAACGUACCCUACCCCAGAAAUGGCUGCUGCAGCCUAUGAUGUUGCUGCUUUGGCAUUGAAAGGCCUUGAUGCUGCAGUAAAUUUUCCUGAGUUAAUAAAAUCGUAUCCAACACCGGCAUCUCAAUCGGCCACAGAUAUACGAGCGGCAGCAGCUAGUGCGGCUGCUGCUAGAGCACCUCCACAAGAAAGUGGUGGUCAUCCAGCCACUCUUCAAGAACAGCAAACGCCGACUGGACAAGAGCAGACCGGAAUCGGAGCUUCUUCCAGUGAGCAUAUGCCGGCUGGACAAGAAUUUGUUGAUGAGGAGGCACUUUUUGACAUGCCAAAUUUGCUGGUGGAUAUGGCUGAGGGAAUGCUAGUAAGCCCACCAAGGAUGAAAACUCCGGGGGACGACGGCGACUCGCCGGAUGAUUUGGAACCGGAUAAUCUUUGGAGCUAUCGUUGA
Messenger RNA from Fraxinus pennsylvanica, 693 nucleotides. Lineage: Eukaryota; Viridiplantae; Streptophyta; Magnoliopsida; Lamiales; Oleaceae. The record is from the annotation of a GenBank genome assembly.